Messenger RNA from Patella vulgata (common limpet), 722 nucleotides. RefSeq names its product ATP synthase subunit d, mitochondrial. Gene Ontology annotation, molecular function: proton transmembrane transporter activity. Gene Ontology annotation, biological process: proton motive force-driven ATP synthesis. Bases 49 to 570 code for a protein of 173 amino acids. Lineage: Eukaryota; Metazoa; Mollusca; Gastropoda; Patellidae. The record is from RefSeq and is a predicted model, not a curated record. The transcript has 5 exons.
ACCGACUCCAAGGUCAAGGGUAUUUUCUUCGCCAUAUUUUCAGCAAGAAUGGCAGCUCGAAGGAUUUCGAAGACCGCUGUGGAUUGGGCAGCUUUUGCCGAACGGGUACCUGCUGGUCAAAAAGAAGUGUACAGGUCCUUCAAAGCAAAAGCUGAAAGCUAUGUUAAUAGAAUUCAUCAAUAUCCUGAAAACCUACCCAAGAUAGAUUUUGCUUUUUACAAAAGUAGAUUAGGUAGUCUUCCUAUGAUAGACCAGUUCGAGAAAUCGUACGGGAGUUUAGAAAUCAAGUAUCCACAGGAUAAAAAUAAUUUGAUUAAAGCUAUUGAAGCUGAAAGAGAGGCAGCUGAAGCACAAUCUAAACAGUAUAUAACAGGUCUACAGAAAGAUAUAGAGGCUGCUAAAGCUUUGGUUGACCGUUUAGAUAAAUUACCUCCACCAGAAGAAAUGACAAUGGAAAUGUAUAGUUACUAUUUCCCCGAUCAGGCAUUGGAUCCUGUUUCAAGACCAACAUUCUAUCCACACACACCUGAAACACAACCUGAUCACCCUGAUAUGAAGUUUAUUAAUUAAACAAGUAUGAUGGUUGAGAGAACAAGUCUUAUAACAGUGCUGAUAAAUUUGAUAUUUAGACAGAACUAAAAUUUAUUGAAGUUUAUAUCAGUCUUGCUGUCCAAACUAAUUUUAUUGUUAGUAUAUUAUUAUAGAGUAAAUAAUUCAAUUUA